CCGGUGAUGGUGAAUCCCACCACUGGCGCUGAUCCACAGGAGGGCCAUGCCUUCAUGCUGGCCUGUAAGGGCUCGGGCCCUGGCAUCACCACGGUCUGGUACAAAGACAAUGAGCCUAUCGCCGCCGACCAAAGGAUUUGGCUCAGUGAGAACCACGCCAUGCUGGCCUUCAGCUCUCUGCUGCCCUCUGAUGGCGGCUACUAUGAGUGUAAAACAGUCGUGACCAACAGCACCAUCCGCGUGACAAGCCGAGGGUACCAGCUGAGCUUCGGAACUAUAGCUGUGAGCAUCAUUGGCCCGGACACAGUGGAGGCCGGAGUCGAGCACACCUUCACCUGCCAGGCCAACUGCACCCUGGACUGCUCCAUCUCCUGGAGCUUCCCACACAGCUUCCCCCAGGGCUCCUUCUCAUUCAGGGGAGACACGGUCCGAUGGACUCCAGCGACUCCUGGGCUGGUUCAGGUGUUCCAGUGUAGCGCACAGAACUCGCUGGCCCAGAGGACAGCCCAAGCCACCAAGAGAGUGACAGUAUCGGGACCUCCUCUUCCCCCUGCACCCAGUGGCUCGGUGGUGGAGAGACCCUCACUAGCUCUGGUCUCCAUGGUCUGCCUGCAGCUGCUGUUUGCCCUGUCUGCCUAGUGGGGGCGCUCCUGUGCCAUGCAGUGAAGUGCAGCGCAGAGUCUUGUUUGAUGCACCCAGGCCAGGCCAACUGAGUCGCACU
Clupea harengus (Atlantic herring) is the source of this 721-nucleotide messenger RNA. RefSeq lists its product as uncharacterized. The record is from RefSeq and is a predicted model, not a curated record. The coding region runs from base 7 to 639 and encodes 210 amino acids. Lineage: Eukaryota; Metazoa; Chordata; Actinopteri; Clupeiformes; Clupeidae. The transcript has 3 exons.